This is a messenger RNA of Aspergillus welwitschiae, 672 nucleotides long. RefSeq lists its product as uncharacterized. The transcript is spliced from 3 exons. Gene Ontology annotation, cellular component: cytoplasm. The record is from RefSeq and is a predicted model, not a curated record. Bases 1 to 672 code for a protein of 223 amino acids. Gene Ontology annotation, molecular function: ferric iron binding; ferrous iron binding. Gene Ontology annotation, biological process: intracellular iron ion homeostasis; iron ion transport. Lineage: Eukaryota; Fungi; Ascomycota; Eurotiomycetes; Eurotiales; Aspergillaceae.
AUGGCUACUGAAGAAGCGAAGAAGAUCAUUGCAGAUAUUUCUAGUCAGGACAUUGACCAAUGGCUUCAGGUUAAAUCCAUGACGCCUGAGCUCCAAGAGUCAGUCCGCGGUCAUAUUCAUCAAGAGCUAGCCACCUGGCUCUUUUUCUGCAAGCUGGCCGCAGACUGUUCACGCAGCAAUAUAGCCCUGCAUGGAUUUUCCCAACUCCGGGAACGCUCUGCUGCAGAAUGCCUAGUUGACUUCCAUUGGCUUGAGAAAUACCUGAUCACCCGCGGCGGCCGGUCCAAACCCUCAUGUAUCGAACCGCCUCAAAUUGACUGGCCAGACAAUCCAAUAGAGCCUGUGGGACCCUGUAAGGAGGCCUUCAUUGCGGAGAAGCGACUCCUUGAAGACCUGGAGCGAAUGGCCGCCUUAGCAAGUAAAUGCGGUGAUUCACCACUGCAGGAUGCUAACGAGACGCGGUUCCUGCGCAAGGAGGUCAAACAUGUUAAGGAUUUGGGGGAUCUACUGCAGCCGGUGGUGAGGGUUUCAAAGCAGCCAGGUUUAGGGAUUUACUUGCUUGGUAAAGAGCUACGUGCUCAUGGGGGUUCAAUUCCUUGGGGAAAUAUGAAUAACCCAGAUAAGCAUGAUAAUAUUGCGAGGGAUAUUGCCACCACUAUUGUAAGUGUUUGA